Metarhizium brunneum ARSEF 3297 is the source of this 1368-nucleotide messenger RNA. RefSeq lists its product as uncharacterized. The record is from RefSeq and is a predicted model, not a curated record. NCBI's taxonomy places the organism in Eukaryota, Fungi, Ascomycota, Sordariomycetes, Hypocreales, Clavicipitaceae.
AUGAUCUUCUCCGACUUUUACAGAAGUCCACGUUCACCACUAUCCAAGCUUCGCUUGCACCAUCCGCAGCUACCAGCUCAGCUGCCCACCGCAGCACCUGAAUGGCGAGCCGAUGAGUAUGCCGAUCUUCUGAGCAAAGACAAAACCAAGCAAAAGGAGGCCGUGAAGCGCUACUUGACUGAUAAGGUCCGCAGCGACUGGACCUUUGCUUGGCCGCCUGUCGUUUCAAACGAAAAUGUUGCGUCAUCGAGGCCCGAAGGCCCAGGAGCUUCUGUCGAGCUCCCAAAUCAGGCCAACUCCUCGAAGAAACGGGGAGGGGCUCAGGCUCCUACGAGCAAAGAAGAUGGAUAUCGAGGAGGAGAAGGCACUGAGCUAGAUGAACCAGAGUCCGAUACUGGAGAUGACAAUGCCAUCGUCGAUGACGACAACGACGACGCCGAGUCUGUAUACAGCGUAAUGUCAGAAGAUGCGAUACAUUAUCGUCCUCGGACCGAAUGGACGUCGGAUCUGUCCGACGAUGAGGAUAUGCCACCCAAGCCCUCACCGUUUCGCUUUGAUAACCCCGACUCUAUCCAAUCCGCCAUUCAGGACAUUGUGCGUGCAAGGAAGGCUCGCAGGCGGCGUGCUCUGCGGGAAGAGAUUGCUUGGAACGAGGGACUCGCCUGUUUUGAAGCAAGGCGGAAUGCUUGGACCGGCGCCAAGACGGUCCGUGUUCGAAGUAAGCCUGUAACCACACCUCCAGCAUCGCCGCGAUCACCAAGGCGAUUUUUCUUUCGUCGCUCCAUGUCCGGAUCGCCACCCAAUCCGGCGGUGGCUGUUCUCUCCCAGCACGGAGAAUGCUGUGGUGCGGUAUCCGACUCGUCAUCCGCCUCAAAGGACGCUGAAAAGGACUUGAAAAAACAUCAAAGCACCGACUCGACCGUAUCGGACUCUACCAGAAUUCAGACUUACCCUAUUGAAACACUGCUGCCAGUUGGACAGCCUCUUCUUCCGCCUACAAACCCUCUGCGAGCUUCAAUCUCGCCGGCGGUUUAUUUGAGCCUCUAUGACAAGGUGAUAUUGCACAAUCUGCAGCCGGCAUGCCCCAUCAACUUGUCAGAUAUGUUGCGAUCUUGCGUUGCCGGAUGGAAACGAGAUGGCGAGUGGCCUCCGCGAUGCUCGGCGCCCGAUCCGAUGCCAGCGACUCGAAAGAAAAAAAAGGCAGCGCCAGCCUCUGCCACUGACAAUACUGGAAAUGUGACGAGACGCAUGAGUUUCGGCCUCUUGGGUCGCGACAAGGAUGAUGAAGGCGGUGCUGGCAAAGGUAUUCGCCGUAGUCUGCAAAGAGCGCUUGGAAUUGGUGUCAUGGCCGGCAUGGGAGAUGCCUGA